ACAGUCUAUAGGAUAGAAGCCAUAGAGCUGGUUUGAGAGGCGGUAAAGUCCAGCCAGCAUCACUCAGGCGCUGAGAUUCAGAAUGAAUGAUUAACAUCACAAAAGCCUCUGCAUCUCCACACUGUAGAACAAAAGAGCCGGAUUCAUCUGCCGGUGUCACCGGCACUCUCUCGUGUCUUCCAUCGGAGAUCUCCAUCAAGGGCUGGGAGUGGCUGCUGUCUUUGUGAGAGGAGAGGAGAGGAGAGGAGAGGAGAGAGGCCACCGUUCACACCCUGAGAUGCUCUGCAGGCUGGAGGAGGAAGAGGAGAUGUCUCUACUGGAGCUACAGCAGAGGGUGGACUGUAUCAUCACCCAUGUUGAUGAGAUUAUGCAGCAGGAGAUCAGGCCGUUACUGGCGGUCGACGUAAUUGAACAACUUCACAGGCAGUUUGCUCUUCUUUCAGGAGGAAGAGGAAAAGACGGAUCUCCCAUCAUCACCUUCCCAGAGUUCUCAAGUUUUAAUGAGGUGUCAGAUGAGGAUUUUGUUAAUGUUGUCACAUACCUGAGCAGCAUACCAAGCAUGGAUGCCGCUAGCAUUGGCUUCAUCAUCAUCCUGGACCGCAGGAAGGACAAAUGGAACUCAGCAAUCACUUCUCUGACACGGAUAGCGGGCUCCUUUCCAGGAAAUCUCCAGCUUGUUCUGGUUCUGAAACCUUCACGUCUCCUCCAGAGGGCCAUCGCUGAUGUCAGUAUGAGGUUACAUAGGGAUGACUUCAAAUUGAAGGUACCGGUAAGCAUGCUUCUGUCUGUCUGGACCCUCAACAUGUCCGUUCAUUCGCCAUACGAUGCGCAUGGCUCGUCUGGAGCGUUUGUAACCAUGAUCACUUAUUCACUAAAUUAUUGGACCUCUCAAGCUCCAUCAGGUUGUAUGGGGAGCAUCGGUGCACAACUAUUUUCAGAUCUCUCCAGAGAUGUUCAAUCGGGUUCAAGUCUGGGCUCUGGCUGGGCCACUCAAGGACAUCUUGGCCGUGUGCUUAGGGUCAUUGUCCUGUUGGAAGAUGAACCUUCGCCCCAGUCUGAGGACCAGAGCGCUCUGGAGCAGGUUUUCAUCAAGGAUGUCUCUGCCAUUGAGAACUUUGCGUUAACCGUGAAGAGCACAGCACAGAUGCUGCAGCAGUUUGGAACUGACCUAGCAGAAACUGAACUUCCCAAUGACGUGCAGUGCACCAAAGACUUGCUCAUCACACACACCGAAAACCACGAUAAGCUCAAGGACGAGCUAAAAUUGGCUAUAAAGCAAGGAAAUACUCUAUUGUCUUGUAUCAAAGACCAGGCCAGCAAAACCGAGAGCCACAUUUUGAAUCCGGAUGAGGUAGAGAACCAAACAACUGUUGAGAGGUUGUUAGCGCAGCUCGAUGAGACGGAGAAUGCGUUUGAACAGUUCUGGUCGAGGCAUCACCUCAAAUUAGAGCAGUGCUUACAGUUACGGCACUUUGAGCAGGACUUCAGAGAGGUGAAAGUUUCUCUGGAUGGCCUGACGGAGACCUUGCUGGGCCUCUCUGACACCGGGGACUGUGUGGCUCGGGUGGAACAUCUACUGGGCGAUCUGAAAACCUUGGAGGACAAAGCUCAGGAGUCCUUGGAGAAAGCUCAGCUUCACGCUCAGCAUGGUGACCAGCUCAUUCAAAGUAACCACUACGCCGUGGACUCCAUUCGGCCGAAGUGUGUCGAACUGCGUCGGAUCUGUGAUGACUUCAGCAAUGAGGCCAAAAAGAAACGUGACAUUCUGACCAAAUCACUUGAAAUCCACAAACGCAUCGAUGAGGUAAACCAGUGGUGUGAGAGUGGAGUUUAUCUGUUGGCCUCUCAGGCUGUAGACAGAUGCCAGACCCAGGAAGGUGCAGAAGCAGCGCUGCAGGACAUCGAGGGGUACAUGAACACAGCCAAAGAGCAGCAGCUCAGUCACCUCAAAGACCUCAGCAACCAGUAUGAGAUCGUCAUCUCAGAGCUGGUCAAGAUCAAAGCUCAAACUGCUCUGAAAAGACUGGAUGACGUUCAAAAGAUGUUUGAGAAAAGACACGCGAGUCUGAAAAAGCUGUCUGCAAAGCAAACAAGGCCAGUGCAACCUGUUGCACCUCGACCAGAAUCUUCACCAAAACGCCCUUCACCUAAAAUCCCACAACCCACUGCACCUACAUCAAAUCGCAAAGCUACAGAAAACUUCAGCGCCAGUAAGCAGCCCAGUGACACAGAGUUGGCAAAAAGGAAGAAUAUUCGCAAAGCCAAAGGUGGCAUCAAGAUCGAAGUCAUGCAUGAAGGAGGGCAAGGGGGUUCGAGUCAUGUUCUCAUGAGCAAUGAAACAGAAGAGUCGCUUUCAAACAGACGCAGCCACAUAAUGAAUGAAUUGAUUGAGACGGAGAGGCUGUACGUGGAAGAGCUGCAGAGCAUUAUAGAGGGAUAUGCCGCCGCACUGAAUGACCCCGAGCUGUUCUACUUGAUCCCACCAUCUUUGGAAAACAAGAAGGAAGUCCUCUUCGGAAAUCUGCCUGAAAUCUACGAAUUUCACCAGAAUCUGGUAGACCACCUUGGACAAGCAACAAACCACCAGCUGUUCUUACCAUAUGAGCCAGACCCUCCCCCAAUAUGCUCCCACAUUCCUGACGAGGCUCUUGGACAACUGGGAUAUGCCGCCGCACUGAAUGACCCCGAGCUGUUCUACUUGAUCCCACCAUCUUUGGAAAACAAGAAGGAAGUCCUCUUCGGAAAUCUGCCUGAAAUCUACGAAUUUCACCAGAAGACAUUUCUCAAAGAGCUGGAAAAUUCUGCAGAAAAGCCGGAGUUAGUAGGAACAUGUUUUUUGAAGCGGAAGGAAGAGUUACAGAUUUAUGAGAAAUAUUGUCAGAAUAAACCGCGAUCUGAGGCUUUGUGGCGGCAGUGUGGGGACAGUAUGUUCUUUCAGGAGUGUCAGAAAAGGUUGGACCACAAGCUUUCAUUAGAUGCAUAUCUGCUAAAGCCUGUGCAGAGAAUCACUAAGUACCAACUGAUGUUAAAGGAGAUGCUGAAGUGCAGUAAGAACUCAGAGGGCACUGCUGAGCUGGAGGAAGCUCUGGCCACAAUGCUGGACAUCAUCAAAUCAGUCAAUGACUCCAUGCAUCAGAUCGCCAUUACGGGUUUUGAGGGCAAUCUGAAUGAUUUGGGAAAACUGCUCAUGCAGGGGUCGUUUAAUGUUUGGACAGACCAUAAGAAAGGUCACAGUAAAGUGAAGGACUUGGCGCGCUUCAAACCCAUGCAGAGACAUCUCUUCCUCUACCACAAAAUGCUUUUGUUCUGCAAGAAACGAGAGGAGACAUCUGAUGGUCAUGAGAAAUCCCCUUCCUACAGUUUCAAGCACUCAUUAAAGAUGAGCUCGGUGGGAAUCACAGAAAAUGUCAAGGGAGACAUCAAGAAGUUUGAAAUCUGGUACAAUGGCAGGGAGGAAGUUUACAUCGUUCAGGCCCCUUCGAUGGAAGUGAAGAACACGUGGGUGUCAGAGAUCCGCAAAGUCUUAACAAGCCAGCUGGAAGCCUGCCGAGAAGCCAGUCAACUCCAUCAGAAGAUUACAGAGAACAUCUACCAUGCUCCCAUGAGAAAUAUGCGCAAAACAGCUCUCCGGCAGUCUGACUCUUCCAGUCCAGAAACUGGCUACAGGCGUAGUGAUACAGGCCCAAAUAUGCGUCAUAAACGAGCUGACACAUCAGCCAGCCUCGGCUCAGAGCGAUCUGCUCUCGCUAGAAAGCGCUUCACCUUAUAUGGCCUGUCAAACCGCAGGUCUCUCCCCUCAGAACCCACGCCUAAGGAGACAGAGGUUACACGCCGCUUUUCUUUAGCCUCAACUGUCAGCUCCGCCUCUGCACCGCGCACUAAAGUUCCUCUCUCCUCUAGCCUUAAGAGCAAGAGGCAUCAGGUCAAGAGCGACCCUACACCAUUUGGCUAUGAAGACACCAUGCGAGGUGCACUUCCCGCUGAGAGCAAAAGUAAAGGUACUGCCGGUACCCAGCCCGCUGUUCCGAGGUCUGCGUCUCAGCCAGGAUGGAGUCAACGGCGUCUGCCAUCAAUGGACGCUGAGGAUUUUGAGACCAUUCCAUCAAGUGCAGAAGAACUCUCCAUUUCCUCCGAUGGAGAGGAUGAAGGACAAAACAAAAACGGGGAUAAUGAUCGCUAUCAAGUGCAGCUGACGUACGAGUCAGGUACCGCCCAGGAUCUUUCCAUCGAGGCGGGAGAUUUAGUACAGUUCCUAGAAGAGUCGGAGAACGGCCACUGGCUAGUCAAGAACCUUAAAACUCAGAAGACAGGACUGGUGCCACCCACUGUCCUGCAGUCCACAGCGGAGGGAGUAGACCUUUACAGUAACUCUGAUAUUUUCAGUGACCUCUGCACCGCUGCCCUCACCGAUACAGAGGAGGCAGACAGCACCGGGCCGCGUCCCGCUCAGGACAGCAGAUUUGCAUGCUGAACGUGCCGUGAUGUCUUCUCGAUUUCCAUAUCAUCAUGCGUUACAGCAUACUCGACAACAGCUCGAUAUUCUAUUCUUUGUAAUACUACACAGACAUCUGCUCUGCUGAAGGAGUAAGUGAACUGACCGAUCAGAAUGGAUUCCAGUCAUUUCUGGCCUUCUCCAGCGCUGAUGUGACAUUCUGUAUAAUUGUGAGUCAGAAAUUCAGCAUGCAGCCUUCGUUCUUUCACUCUGCUGUGCCUUAGCAGCAAUUGCAGGGGUAUUUGAAAAGAAGUAUCUGGAUCUCUGUGAACACCGGACGCUGAUAUCUGCACCAAGGAUGCUAUUUGAAAACACUGAGAGGAAGAGACUCUAGACCAUUCUGUCCUGCUGAAACUUUCACUGAAAUGCUUUUAAAGGGAUAGUUCACCCCAAAAAAUAAAAAUGUUGUUAUCAUUUACUCACCCUCAAGUUGUUCCAAACCUGUAUGAAUUUCGUUCUUCUGUCGAACACAAAAGAAGAUAUUUUGACCAUUGCUGGUAGGCAUUUUCCCCCCCAAUACUAUGAAAGACAAUGGCUACCAGAAGCUGUUUUCCCUUUAUUUUGGGUGAACUAUCCCUUUAAAUAUACUUGAUUGUUGUUUUUUUUUGUUUUUUUAUUGCUUGUUUGCUUAUGAGACUGUUGGUCAGAUCACAGCACUUUUGAAGAUUUAAUAUUGUCUAAUGUAAUGUACAUUAUUUAUACUCUCUUUUAUAUUCAGACAUGACAGUUGUAUAAGCCAUCUGUAAAGCUUCGUUCCUCUGCUGUUUGUAGAGCUGAAUAUCUUUAAUCCUCUUCAAAUAUUUGUCUCUACUUGAUAUAUUCAUCUCUAUCAUGGUCCGCUUGUACAAAAAUAAUCUCGAAAGGUAAUAAAAAUGUGGACUGUUCACUCUGGAGAUGUUUUUAAAUGUAUUUCAGAAAAUAUGAGUGUUGUAGCAUAAAUAUUCCAGCUGUACUGUAAAAGCAUCUGACACUGUUAUUUUACAGUAUUGCUCAUGAAUGUUGUCAGUUUGUGAUGAAAAGAAUACAGAAAUCAGAUGUACUGUAUCCUUCCAGCUUUGACAUGAACUGGAUGACAGAUUGACAGUGAAUGUAGUAAUGAUGCCAAAUGUUUUGUCUCAUAACCGCCAAUAUCCACUUACGAUUGUGAUUUAAAGAUGGUGUAAUUACUUUCCAAUAUCAACCCGAGUUUCUUUAUUUGUUUGUAUGUAAAUUUCUAAGCACAAAGAUUGAUAGUGA
This is a messenger RNA of Sinocyclocheilus rhinocerous, 5728 nucleotides long. Its product is annotated as guanine nucleotide exchange factor DBS-like. Bases 278 to 4471 code for a protein of 1397 amino acids. Gene Ontology annotation, cellular component: cytoplasm. The record is from RefSeq and is a predicted model, not a curated record. NCBI's taxonomy places the organism in Eukaryota, Metazoa, Chordata, Actinopteri, Cypriniformes, Cyprinidae. Gene Ontology annotation, molecular function: guanyl-nucleotide exchange factor activity; protein binding. Gene Ontology annotation, biological process: intracellular signal transduction. The transcript is spliced from 37 exons.